AGAUCAUGUGAGAGUCCACGCUUGGAGAAAGUAGGUUAGCAGGGUAGACUGAGAGGAGAACAGGCGGAGAGUCACAGCACUGAGGGGGGUCUGGGCACCGCUAGACUUACCGUGGGACUAUUCUGUCAAAAAGUUCAGCCGAACCCGUUCACCAGUGUACCGAGCCGGUUACCAUGCAAUUCAAGGCGUCUUUUUUAAUUCUUUUAUUUCGCUUGGAGUUCACCGAGCGAUAAAGGAGAAGAGUUUAGAGGUAGUUUUUUCCCCUUUUUUUUGGUCGUGCUUUACGAGUGCGGUCUGCAGCCGGGACCAAGUUAAUAUUCCAGAGCUUGUUGACUCUGGCUCCUGCGCUUUUAUUCUCCUCAUCCUGUCAUCUACAUUAAACACAUGUAGCCCAGUUUUCAUCGUCUACAAAGAAAAGCAAGUCAAAAUGCGAGCUCAGAUUGAGGUCAUCCCCUGUAAGAUCUGUGGGGACAAGUCCUCAGGAAUCCACUAUGGAGUCAUCACCUGCGAAGGCUGCAAGGGUUUCUUCCGUCGCAGCCAGCAGAACAAUGCCAUGUACUCUUGUUCCCGCCAGAGGAACUGUCUGAUCGACCGAACUAACCGCAACCGAUGCCAGCACUGCCGCCUACAGAAAUGUCUGGCUUUGGGCAUGAGCCGAGAUGCUGUGAAGUUUGGCCGUAUGUCGAAGAAGCAGCGUGAUAGCCUCUACGCUGAAGUGCAAAAGCACCAGAAGUCUCAGGAGUGUGUGGGCUCUGGAGGUGGAGGCUCUACUGCUCUGUCUUUACCCAGGGAGGAUGGUGUCUGUGGUAGCGGUGGGGAGGACGGCGAGGAAGGUCUGAGCCGGUCCUACAGCACCGGGGGCUCCAGCUCCACCCUCAGCGACCUAGAUGAUAUCGCAGCACUGCCUGACCUGUUUGACCUGCCACUGACCCCUGAGGAGGCCAGCGAGUACUGCAGCCUGGAGCUGCUCGGCGGAGGUGGAGGAGCCAGCACAGGGAACACCUCCAACUCAUCAUCCUCUUCUUCUUCCUCGUCAUCCUUGUCUAAUCAGAAUUCCCCGCAGCAGACUAUACUGGAUGGAGCAGACGGCAAUGGGAUCCAGCUCCUGCAUACACACUCACACACACUGCUGGGACACACUUCACUGCUGGACCAUCUGCCUGAUGACUCCUCAAUAACAGACCUUGAGCGUAUCACUCAGAGUAUUGUCAAGUCUCAUUUGGAGACGUGUCAGUACAGCGCUGAGGACAUGAAGAGAUUCACCUGGGUACAAUACACACCUGAGGAAACACGUGCUUUUCAGAACAAGUCAGCUGAGUGGAUGUGGCAGCAGUGCGCACACCACAUCACCAAUGCCAUCCAGUACGUGGUGGAAUUUGCCAAACGCAUCGCUGGAUUUAUGGACCUGUGUCAGAAUGACCAGAUCAUUUUGCUGAAAGCAGGUUGUCUGGAGGUGCUGCUGAUACGUAUGUGCCGAGCUUUUAAUGUCAACAACAGCACGAUUUUCUUCAAUGGAAAGUUUGCCCCAGCACAAUUCUUCAAAGCACUUGGUUGUGAUGAUCUUGUGAGUGCAGUGUUUGACCUGGGUAAAGGACUCUGCCGUCUCCAGCUGUCUGAUGAAGAGAUGGCUCUGUUCAGUGCGGCGGUCCUCUUAUCUCCUGAUCGACCCUGGCUAACAGAAGGCCAGAAGGUUCAGAAACUCCAAGAGAAAGUCUACCUUGCUCUUCAGCACAGUCUAAAUAAGAGCGGUGCUUCUGACGAGAAACUGGACAAGAUGGUGUCCAAGCUGCCUAUAAUGAAGUCUAUCUGUAACCUCCACAUUGAUAAACUGGAGUUUUUCCGUCUGGUCCACCCAGAGACCGCCUACAGUUUCCCGCCUCUUUACCGGGAAGUGUUUGGCAGUGAGAUGUCUUUGCCGGACUCUACCGACAGCUAAACAAACAGCAAGACAGGCAGAGAGUUCGGAAAGAGGGUGUUAAAAGGUAGGGAAGAAAAAGGUGAGAUAGAGAAGGAAAGAGAUAUGGAAGCGUAACAACCAGCAGUUCAGAGACAAUCCAGGACUUUAGAUAUUCCUUCUCCCAUGAUCCCAAAGUAGACCUUCACUUUCCCAGCAGGCAAAGCACCUUACACUACAGACCACACAUACUCAUGGUCCUUUGCAUAUUGUAGCAUUAAUAACAACAAGCUGACGGGCAUCCAAAUAAUAACACAACAGCCCUCUUUGCAUGAUACAGCUCUAAGCUCUAACACUUGUUUUAACAUCUGAUCCGCUUCGGAUCACCCAAACAAUUGAAUGUACCUCAUCCAGAAGCACCAGUGCACAAGCCAGAACACAAAAACAGUGAAUGUACAAACCCUGUCACUCUGCAACAGAGUCUCAAGUAAACCUUUAGUAUUAAAAAUGAGUUUUGUUAAUCAGCAUUUGUCAAUAUUAGCACAGUUCAGUCAAUAGUUUUCUCUAUUAAUGGAUCUUAGUAUGGCAUCCAAGCUCAUACAGACAAUAUUCUUCUUCUGACCAUCACUUAGGGACCAACACUGAGUCACUGUCUUUGAUGUAAAAAGAAACACGCAGGUAUGAUGUGACUCACAGCUCAGGCUGACCUCCCUAAUCAGCUUAAACCAGUCUCACACAUUUAGACAGUGUUCGGUGCUGCCUUUUGUAGGCUCUUGUAAUGCAAUGAGAAACCUCAGUCCCACACACCCCUUCCCUUGUAAAUGCCACUUAGAGACAGGAUAAGAUGAAAUUAACUUUAAUUUAUAUACACAUUUAUAAACAAAUAUUUUAAAUAAGAAUGUAAAUAGAUGACUAUAUAAGUAUAUGGAGAGAGUUAGUGAUUUCAGAUCACGGUGGAAGAGAGAGAAAAGUGGAUAGCAAGAUGCAGAGAAAACAAGAUGGAUACAUCAGGAAAGCUGAUACAUGGACUCAAAACUUUUUAUGGACUAUUUUCCUCUCGACAGUACUCUCAGGUUUUUAAUGGCAACGUACCCCCUUGUCUCAACGAUGACUCAUCUGGGUUAGGCGCAUGCAAGCGCUGGGGUGAACACUUGUUGCACGUGCAACACAGCACUGGGGGGGCAGUGUACACAACCUAAGGCACAGAAUCCAUUGAUUUUUGCAUUAAACUGAGAUUCUGUGCUGUUGCUGCUCCCCUGCCUAAAGAGACAAGAGGACAAACGGGACACUACAGAAACGAGAAAGUAAGACGAAUGAUGACUCCAUGAACUGUAUGGAAAAAAGUGGGGGCGCACAGUCUCCCACCUGUUUCUAACCAGCACUCAGUGUAGUAGGUGUAGUAUACCUGUCUUUCACUCAUAAUGUUUCCGUUGGUUAAAAGCCAGGACAGGACAUGUAUCAUAAACCCUCCUUGCUGGUUGGAGCAAGUGUAUUAUUUUGUACAUUGCGGUUCCUCUCUCCUUUAGCCCCACACCUACCACAUGCCCAAAUACAAAGCACUUAUACUUUUCCUCUUUGUCAAUGGACACAAAACCUGACAGAGCUACCAGCUGCCCCCUGAGUUGGGCUUCAAUGCCAGUAAGACUUAUUUUGGUAAAUCUGUUUGUUUUUUCUUUUCUGUUCUGUAUCUGUCAGUCAACCAUAACUGUUUACAUCUAUUAUGUACAUAAUUACACACUCUCUGGAGGCUUUCUGAAUAGCAUUGAGAUGAUAUUGUCUUAUCUGGAGUGCUGUGAAGUUGUCGAGCAGAGUCUGAAGACCUGCUGCCUGCCACUCAGGGAGCUAGCUGUGAUCUCUUGUCCCUUUACCAGUGUCGUCCUUUAGACUUGUAAUCCUCACACCUUUGCACCUAAGAUGAGACCCAUAACCAUAAUCACUGUGGACGUAAACUCUAUUUUUGUGAAUGUUACUCACAAAGUGUCAAAGCCCUUCCUGUUUGUCCUAAUAUUGUAAAUUAAAUUUACGAGGAAUAGGAGUUAAAAAAAAAAAAUCAGUUAGAGUUAAAGAUGAAUUUCAUUAUUGGGGUUUAAUGUUUCUUUUUGCUGUGAUUUUCAUUUAUUUGUCAGUCUUAUAUCCACAUUUUUCUUUGUGUCUCCACUUCUGUCUUGUAAAGUCAGUGAUCUAUUUUUUUUUAAUUGAAGAAAGAUUAGGAAAAGUGCAAACAAAAACAAAUAGUUUGUCUCCCUUCUCUUUCCCUGUAUGACGAAAUGUACAAGAGGUAUAUUACUAGUCCAAGAGUAACUGAGUCACACAGCUCGAUAUAUAUUGUCGUCCAAUGGGAUACAUUAUAUGUGGUUUUAAGAAUGUAAUAAAUGGUUUCUUUUUCUUUUGAAA
Molecule: messenger RNA, 4288 nt
Organism: Sphaeramia orbicularis (orbiculate cardinalfish)
Lineage: Eukaryota; Metazoa; Chordata; Actinopteri; Kurtiformes; Apogonidae
Product: nuclear receptor ROR-beta-like
Exons: 10
Coding region: 428-1936 (502 amino acids)
Biological process (GO): regulation of transcription by RNA polymerase II
Cellular component (GO): nucleus
Molecular function (GO): RNA polymerase II cis-regulatory region sequence-specific DNA binding; zinc ion binding; nuclear receptor activity
Source: RefSeq, a predicted model, not a curated record